This is a messenger RNA of Saccharomyces eubayanus, 1320 nucleotides long. It is a transcript of the gene GCN5, whose product is annotated as histone acetyltransferase GCN5. Gene Ontology annotation, molecular function: histone H3 acetyltransferase activity; protein binding. The record is from RefSeq and is a predicted model, not a curated record. Lineage: Eukaryota; Fungi; Ascomycota; Saccharomycetes; Saccharomycetales; Saccharomycetaceae. Gene Ontology annotation, cellular component: histone acetyltransferase complex. The transcript has a single exon. Gene Ontology annotation, biological process: chromatin remodeling; positive regulation of transcription by RNA polymerase II. Bases 1 to 1320 code for a protein of 439 amino acids.
AUGGUUGCAAAACAUCAGGUUGAAAAGUAUCAAUCAGAUGAGGCUACGACGGAUCCGGAAGUCAAACGGGUAAAAUUAGAAAAUGACUACGAAGACACAAAACCAGAAGAGGAUGGACCCAAUGGAAAAGAAGCCACAGACAAAGUGAAUAACGGAAAUUUUGGGAAGGAAACAGAAAGAAUUGGAGGAUCUGAAGUCAUUACAGAUGUGGAAAAGGGGAUUGUCAAAUUCGAAUUCGAUGGUGUUGAAUACACAUUUAAAGAAAGACCCAGUGUGGUCGAGGAAAAUGAAGGGAAAAUCGAAUUUAGGGUGGUAAAUAAUGAUAAUUCCAAAGAAAACAUGAUGGUUCUUACAGGCUUAAAAAACAUUUUUCAGAAGCAAUUACCAAAGAUGCCCAAAGAAUAUAUUGCCAGGUUGGUUUAUGACCGGAGUCAUCUUUCAAUGGCUGUCAUUAGGAAACCAUUGACUGUUGUAGGUGGUAUAACGUAUCGGCCCUUUGAUAAGAGGGAAUUUGCGGAAAUUGUGUUUUGUGCCAUUAGUUCCACAGAACAAGUUCGAGGUUAUGGUGCGCAUUUAAUGAACCACUUAAAGGACUACGUCAGAAAUACCUCUAAUAUAAGAUAUUUCUUGACAUACGCGGAUAAUUAUGCGAUCGGUUAUUUCAAGAAGCAAGGCUUCACAAAAGAGAUCACCUUAGACAAAAGUGUAUGGAUGGGGUAUAUUAAAGAUUACGAAGGCGGUACAUUGAUGCAAUGCUCUAUGUUACCGAGAAUACGAUAUCUAGAUGCAGGUAAGAUCCUGCUACUCCAGGAAGCGGCACUACGAAGGAAAAUAAGGACGAUUUCUAAAUCUCACAUUGUAAGGCCCGGGCUAGACCAAUUCAGAGACUUAAGCAAUAUCAAACCAAUUGACCCGAUGACUAUUCCUGGUUUAAAAGAAGCUGGUUGGACCCCCGAAAUGGACGCCUUGGCGCAACGUCCGAAACGUGGUCCUCACGAUGCAGCAAUACAGAAUAUCCUCACGGAAUUACAAAACCAUGCGGCGGCCUGGCCUUUCUUACAACCAGUUAAUAAAGAAGAGGUGCCUGACUACUAUGAUUUUAUCAAAGAACCAAUGGACUUGAGCACGAUGGAAAUAAAAUUAGAAAACAAUAAAUACCAAAAGAUGGAAGACUUCAUAUAUGAUGCCAGGCUGGUAUUUAAUAAUUGUCGACUGUACAAUGGUGAAAACACAUCUUACUACAAGUAUGCUAAUAGGUUGGAGAAAUUCUUCAACAACAAAGUUAAGGAAAUACCCGAAUAUUCUCAUCUGAUUGAUUAA